This is a messenger RNA of Acyrthosiphon pisum (pea aphid), 540 nucleotides long. RefSeq lists its product as uncharacterized. The record is from RefSeq and is a predicted model, not a curated record. Lineage: Eukaryota; Metazoa; Arthropoda; Insecta; Hemiptera; Aphididae. Bases 18 to 437 code for a protein of 139 amino acids. The transcript has 2 exons.
GUCAACAUAUCUUUUUAAUGUCAAAAGUUGAAGAUGCAAGAAAGAAAAAGAUUGAAUCAACCUCGUCUACCUCAAUUCAAACUAAAAUAUAUGAUUCUACUAAAAAAGUGUCUAAGGAAAAGAUGAAUGAGUUGGUAUUUAAUUACAUAAUUAAUGAAAUGAGACCUCUGAUUACAUGCGAAAAACGUAGCUUUCGAGAAUUAAUCAUGGGACUUACUGGCAUUAAAGAUACUUCUAUUUUACCAAACAGAAUUCAAAUCAAAGCUCAAUUAAAAUCCAGAUAUGCAUUAUAUGUGCAAAUAAUAACAGAUUUAAUACAAAAUCAUAAUUAUAUUUGUACAACUGCGGACAUUUGGAGCUCAAAUAAUAAAAGCUUUAUGGGUAAAUAUAUUAUAAUUAUAUUUUUUUUUAAUUAUACUGUACCUACAUUUACCUAGUAAAACUUCAAUAAAAUUACCAAAUUGAUUUAUUAAUUAAGACAUUUUUACCGACUUGUGAAUAAGUAAUACCAAUGAUUAUAGUACAUAGUAUAAUACACUA